This is a messenger RNA of Eremomyces bilateralis CBS 781.70, 2455 nucleotides long. RefSeq names its product Rhodanese-like protein. The transcript is spliced from 5 exons. Gene Ontology annotation, biological process: G2/M transition of mitotic cell cycle; positive regulation of G2/MI transition of meiotic cell cycle; protein dephosphorylation. Gene Ontology annotation, molecular function: protein tyrosine phosphatase activity. The record is from RefSeq and is a predicted model, not a curated record. Gene Ontology annotation, cellular component: cytoplasm; nucleus. Bases 415 to 2103 code for a protein of 562 amino acids. NCBI's taxonomy places the organism in Eukaryota, Fungi, Ascomycota, Dothideomycetes, Eremomycetales, Eremomycetaceae.
ACUCUCGCUACGGAUUUGUGCUCGACCGGGCGACAUCGAGUGGCAGCAGCUCCUGGUUCCCCCCCGCAACGGUUAUCGAUCGAGCACGCAAAUCAUCAGCAAUCCUGACAUGCCGUCCGGCGUCCCAGCUCUCUAACCAUCCACACAGCAGAUCUUACCUUGCGAAGGAUUUCUCCCAGCAGCCAUAGAAGCAUUUUAGAUAGGAAUUAGAUUUCCAAUCUUACGUGCAUCCUACUCUGCCGGCAGGUUUCUUACCCUCGAGCCUAACCGGACGGCUUGAUAUCGAGCUCCGCCCAGACAUCGAGUUACACGGAUCACAUCGUACCAGCAACCGUUAGGAGAGCAAUUGGAGAAAUCAAUUGGGGGACAUCCAUAGCCGAUUGGCAACAUUUGCAAUUACAAGAAUUAUCCACCAUGGAGUUGUCAUCGCCUCUCGCGGCUAUUCAGCCCAAUGUGUGGAAGUUGGGAGGGCGAUUUGAGAGCUCAUCACAACUUGGUCCAAACAGCUUCAACUUCAGGGACAUGAGCAUGAAGAGACAUACCAGCAAUGAGAACAAGGACUACUUCGCCACCUCUAAACCAUUGCGAGGAUCUUCACCCUCCGCGAGUUUGGCCGCUGACCUCUCGUCCAACUUCCAUAUCGAUCAAAGUCCGCAGUUGCCUCCCACUCCUCGCCGUUCCCUGUUCACAUCCAAUAUCUUCAAGGACUUUGCGAGUAGAGACGGAGCCACAACUCCGCCAAUUCGCUUCAAAGGAAGCACCACACCCCCCAUUCCGUCGUCCCCGGGGUUUGGCUAUGACAUUAUGGUCUCUUCCCCUCUUCCGCACAAGCCGGCUGCACGAGUGUCAGAAAUCAAGUUUCAGAUUUCGAGCCCUGACUCUCGAGAGGACAUGAUCUUUCCCACCGACACUCAAGACUGCUUCACCAGUAUGCCCAGGAAUGAAAGCUUUCGAUUCGAGAACCGUCGUCCAUUCCCACGACCAUCCCUCAACCGAACCAAGUGUCUGUCUGCAUAUAAUGUUCCCCGUUCUCGACCAGAGAACCAGCUUCCGCCCUUCAAGUUCGGAGGUGGUGUCACCAACAUCUCCGUCUCACCCAACACUCUUUCGUUGGAUGACGCCUUUAUGGCCUCCCCACCGGCCAAGAUGCCCGCCUCCCCUCAACUCAUGGGACCCCCUCGUUCACGUCCCUCAUUUCUAAACACCAACAACACUCGAGGGAAUGGAUCUCCACUCAGCGGACAGGUCAAGCGGAGCCAAUGUCCCUUCCCUCGUCCUCGGAAGCAAUUCCGUCGCUCCAACAGCAUGUUCGAGCAUCCUGGAGAUGUGAUGAAGCAAGAUUCUUCGCCGUUCCAGGGCAAUGCUCUUCCUACCGUGAUGGAUGUGGAUGAUGCUUAUCAGCUUAAGUUACCUCAUUCAUUGCAACCACAUGAGCCAGACAGUCUGCCUCGCCUGGAUGCCGACACCAUGAUCCGCGUUCUGGACGGGGAAUUCGCACAUUUGUUCGACAACACCGUCGUCGUCGAUUGUCGAUUCGAGUAUGAGUUCGAUGGCGGCCACAUUGACGGAGCGGACAACUACAACGACAAGGACAAGUUAGCCCGAGAGCUCUUCGACUGCCCUUCACCAUCUCAGAGAACUCUUCUCAUCCUCCACUGUGAAUAUUCCGUGCAUCGUGCACCUCUCAUGGCGAAAUAUAUCCGCGCCCAAGACCGCGCCGUCAACGCAAACCACUACCCCCGCCUCACCUACCCCGAAGUCUACAUCCUCGAUGGCGGCUACUCCGCCUUCUUCAACGCCCACCGCACCCGCUGCGUCCCCCAAUCCUACGUCGAGAUGGGCUCCAAGGAACACGAACGCGCCUGCGAACGCGGCAUGGACCGCCUCCGCCAGCGCAAGAAGCUCAGCCGUGCGCAGACGUACGCCUUCGGCCAGCGGAACAUCACCGGGAUGACCCUUGGCGGCAUCCAGGAGAGCCCGACCGCACCGCAGGGGCGGAGUCAGAGCCAUCGGAUGGUGUUGGGUCGACAAGACGACUGGGCGGAGGCGAAUAAUGUCUUCGAUACGAGACGGUCCCUUACCAAGCGGAUGGCGUCGUAUUGAGCGGUUCUGCAUCAUGCAUUGAGCAUUUCUAUUUCUGAUAUCGCUUUUCCCGCUUGGGGAAGCGGGCGUUCCACGAUGGUUGCAUUUCGGCGGUGUCGAAUGCAGUCUAUGACUUCUCACGCACGUCUCUUCUUCGUUUCUCGAACAUGCUCGCUGAGUAUCUUACUUUCCGGCCACCGGCCUAACUUUACGGACCUUUUCUUAUCUUCGGAGCCUCUCGAGCUGUCCCUUCGUCGAGCUGACAGAAAUCCUGGCUCAACUCACCACGAUCGUCAAUCACCGUACCUUUCUAUGUCUACCGCCACGGACGGCGUUGUCUACACACUCACGAAAACGUCUCCUAUUGCCUUUU